Molecule: messenger RNA, 4654 nt
Organism: Lutzomyia longipalpis
Lineage: Eukaryota; Metazoa; Arthropoda; Insecta; Diptera; Psychodidae
Gene: smg
Product: protein Smaug
Exons: 5
Coding region: 826-3186 (786 amino acids)
Biological process (GO): nuclear-transcribed mRNA poly(A) tail shortening; regulation of mRNA stability; regulation of DNA-templated transcription
Cellular component (GO): P-body
Molecular function (GO): protein binding; translation repressor activity; mRNA binding
Source: RefSeq, a predicted model, not a curated record
GGAAGUUUCAUUUUUGUUGUUUUUGUGCAACAAUACCUUCUCACUCGCUGGUGCACUGUUGUUGUCUCGCUCGCACGGAAGGUUUUUCACGGUUUUCACGCGAAAAAUUAUGCGAGGAGGGCCCCAUUUUUUUUUACUGAAGCACCCUUGGGGCUCCAAAGGAUCCCAAGCUACUUUUGGAGCCCUAAAAAUGUACUUUUUUGUUAAAAAAUCAGGAAAAAAGAGAAUUAAGCUUGCUCUAUUCUUCUCACUCGCACAAUACACUAUUGUUGUCGCAUUCUUCGCGCUCUUUUGAAGGUAUUUUUUUUUGUGGAGAAAAAAUGUUGAAAAAGAUUGAGAAAAUUGCAUUCGCUGCGCUGAAUUGAGUGAUAAUUAAUUGGCACGUAGCUGCAAAAGGUUUGUACAGACUCUUUGGGGCCCCUGCCAUUGGGGGGACAGCGUGCUGGGGGCUCGUGAGGAUUAGUUGUCACUUUUGGGGGGCACCCACCAUAUUUGUUUGAUUGUGACUUCUGGGGGCGAACGAUGUGAUGGUUGAAAAAAAGUAGCUAAAACCUGAUUGCACGGGUUCUCUUGGCAAUUGUUAUCCGACGAAUGGGAUUCAGGUACUGUUAGGUGAAGGUCUGUCCGGUUGUCAUGGCUCGGGAGAUGGGGAUUUAGUGGCAUUUGGGGUGUAAAGUGAAGCUGCUGCAGAUUAAAGGGACCUCGGACAGUGAUUGAGACCAGUGAAGCAGUUUGGGCGUAAGAUCGAGUGAAGAAGCAGAGCCCCUAAAACGUUUUUGAGAGGAGAGAGAGAGAGAGUUCCGGAAACGGUGUAAAGUGGACAGGAUGAAGUAUCCGGGGCAGCAUGCAUCGACGGUGUUUUGCGAACAAGUUGGCACCGUGACGACACUGUUUGAGCAGUGGAAUGACUGUGAGCGCACCGUGGUGCUCUAUGCCCUCCUGAAGCGUGUCCCCUUUGCGAAUCUCAAGUUCCUGCAGUUGUCAAUUGAGUACAAUAUCGCCCAAAACUACAAUAGCCAGUCGCGUUUGCAGAUUCUCGAGAGUAAUUCCAACAAUGGGGUCUUCCUGGCGAAACUCCUUGGGGCCUACAAAGGUAGCAAGUCCGAGCCCCCAGAUGCUGUGAUCUACGAAACGGACGGCAUGUACAAGCGCGAACGCAAGGAGGAUAUUCUCAGUGAACUCCUCACGUACCUGCCACUCCUAAAGCCCGGAAAUGACGAAGCCAAAGCCGUCUACAUGGCCAUUGUACCCAUUGCCGUGGAGGACUCGGUGCGACAACUCGUACCAGCUGAAUUGGUGCAGCAAAUCCUUUCGUACCUGCUCAUCCAUCCCGCCGUCACGAGUGAUGACAGAAGGUACCUUAUCGAUAACACUAUGCUCACUACCCCCUUUAUCAUGAGAUCCCUUGGGCACUGGCUGCACAAUCUGGAGGAGUACAUUAGCUCACCGUACAGCAGUAAAUCACAGUCAAGUUGCCUCCUGGAUGCGAAUGGAUCGACAAAUUCGAGUACUUCGACGCUGUGGCAGAGCCCCGCAGCGGGAAAGGCGGAAUGCACAAAGUGGGGCGGUGUCUUUUGUGACGAUGGCGCGGCACCCAUGAAGGAUUUCCGGAAGACAGUUGGGAAGAAUGUGGAAUUUAAGGCAACAGGUGGGAGUCCGCUGUAUGAGAAUCCGUCGGAUGAUCAGGAUGUGUCCUUCUCGAAGAAUGGCACGGAAAUUUUGGAUUUUGACGAUGAAAAUAAGUCAAAUACAAAGAUUGCUUUUGAAUCACUCACACUGCGGGAUUUGCUGGCUGUGCCCAGUUUCCUCGAUGGCGCUGCAGCGGUGCUGAAGACACGACGGAGUAACAGUCUGACGACAUCCGGACAGGUGACGACUGUGACAUCGGCCUCAGCGGAGAAUUUAGCGCAAAUUGUCCAGAAACCCCGAAGUUUCUCCUUGACAACAGUGGAGAGUACCCAUGGGGUUCAGGCGUUGACAGCUGGUGGCUCCGAAACGCGCCUGGAUGACUUCCGGCCGAGUCUCAUGAAGACGCCCGCCCAUCAGGUGGGUAUGAGUGGGAUUGGGCAGUGGCUAAAGAGUCUCCGGUUGCACAAGUACGUGUGGCUCUUCACAAAUAUCACGUACGAGCAAAUGAUGGACAUCACGGAGGAGCACCUCCAGAAUUUGGGCGUUACCAAGGGAGCCCGCCACAAGCUUGUCCUCUGCAUCCAGAAGCUGAAGGAGCGUCACAGUCGGUUGGUGGACAUGGAAAAGGGCCUCCUGACGGAUCAGGCCUUUCUAGCGCCAGCUCUCGAGGAGCUGGCUAAUGUUGUUCUCACACCAAUGAAGCCAGUCAAUCACUACGCCAAAGAGGAUGUUGCAGCGCAAUUCUUCAAAGUUAUCGAACUCAUUGCAUCCCUCCUGGCCAGCAAAUCAGCUUCUGGACAUGCUGACGAGGAGAGCAUGAAUGCCUUCAUUUGGGUUCUUGAGCGUGCACUGCACAAUGAAGCCUUCGUGGCGCAGACGAAUCAAUUGAAGGAGUUCAAGUACAAGAUGUCAAAGAUAAAGAUGCAAUUUGGGGCAUCUGCAACAGCAAAGGGGCACUACAGCAAAUCCGCCAUGAAUACAAUGGGAAAAGUCAGAUGGAAUCCCGGAACAAAACCCCACAAGCCAACGGAUAAAUGUGGCACCCGGAAGAAUUCAACUGGCACACUUCCCGGUUAUCCGAUGCCCCUGCAGCAGACUCCGUAUGUCAGCGAUCCGGACUCCAAGUAUCAUGUCCAUCAUGGUGCGCCACAGCAUCACCACCACCAGACACCGAGUCACUACAGCAAAUCCUCAUCAUAUCCGAAUUUUUCAUCCACAUCCUCCUCCUCUUCGUCCUCUUCGGGUAAGCCCCAACCACCGGCUGCGCAUGGGUUUCCCGCACAGUCAUCCGGAGGGAAUUACCAUCGACACAGCUUGAAUAGCCUGAUGGGGGCAAAGAGUUACUUCAACAAGGAGAAUGUACAGCGACAGCCGGCCGGAUGUGCGGGUGCACCGACAUUUAGUAGUGUCUUGGGGCAGCAGAAUGCCACGGAGGUGCGACAAACGGUGGUGGCGCCAAAGGAGGUGGAUGGGAAGAGUACCAAGUCCACAAUUGGAGAUAUAAAUAGUCGUCUUGAAUUUUUAUGUCUCCAAAUGACGGAGCAGGCAAUUAAUUGAAGUGUGUAGCAUUAUGGCUCUAAUGCUGUUCCCCAGUAAAUUGGGGGAUUACACCCUCCUGAGGGCCUUCCUGUGAAGUCACCAACACCCCUUUUAAAGAAAAAAAAAAGAGAGAGCCCCAAAAGUGAUGUUUCAGUGUAUCUUUUUUGCGUGUUUGCGUGUUUUCACGAACUUGACGGAUCGAUUCUAGCUCACAAAAAAAACUACUUUAGUGUUAUUCAAACCAAUGUCUCUUUGGUAAAUAUUAUUCCUAUUAUAUAAAAAAUUAAUAAUAUCUGUUACUUAUCUUCCGGGGAAGUUCCUCAUGAAAAGAAAAAUCCUAAAGAGGAAAGAAAAUGAGAAAAAAAAAACGAAAACCCUAUAAAAACAAACUGCACCUAAAAGACACAACUAAAAUAGUUUAGAAAUGUGAGAAAAAUGUCGAUGAAAAAAAAUAUUUAGUUAAAAAAUAAAAAAUCUGUAAAGUUUUUUUUUGUUGAAAAGAAAUCUAAGAAUAAGUUAUUUAAAAAAAAAUUGAAAAUAUCGUGUUGAAUAUAAAAUAAAAAUUAAGAAAAGUCGAUCGAUACGAAAGACGCGGGCGAAAUGAGCCCAAAAAGUUGAGAAAAAGAAAGAUUUUUGUUGAAUGGUUGAUAAAAUUCACAAAAAAAAGAAGAAAAAACUACUAUAUAUUUUUAUUGCGAUAAAGAAAGUCUUUAAUAUAAAAAAUCUAUUAUACAACUAUUACCCCCUCUUGUUUAUUAUUUAGUUUAAAGAGCGUGUUAAGAUAAAAAAAAAAUGCUGUGAGAUUUUUUUCUGUUAAGUUCUUUUAAAAAAAGGAUAACAUUUUGUUUUUUUUUUUUGCAUAAAAAGCAUUAUUUUGACAAGCACAACGGAGAGAAAGAAUAUUUAAAAAAAACACUCGUUGUGACUAUAAAAACCAAAAAAAAAAUCAAGUUGAAAAAAAAUUCUUUAGAGUUGUUUAAGAUGAAUAAAAAACAUUAUUUUCUGUAUUAGACGUGCUUUGCUAGUCAAAUAUGUAAAGUUAGUGAGAGAAGGAUGAAUUUAAUGUAUUUUGAAAUUGUAUGAAAAAAAAAACUCUUACAUAAAAAAACGAAAAAAAAACAUUCCAUUUGGGUAUUAAAAAAAACUAAUUUGCGAAAACUUUGCAAAAAAAAACCGCGCGCGUUUCUAUAAAGAAAUUGAUUUUCACAACAAAAAAAUUCUUCUAAAAAAUAGAAAAUAAAUCUUAAUUAUUAGAUAGAUAAAUCCUAAAAAAAAAUAUCAAUGUUGCGUGGAGAAAAUAUUAUUAAAAGAAAACUAAAACAAAAGAGUCAAUAAAACUAUUUUCAUGUGGCGAGAGAUGCGAAAUGUAAAAAAAGUCUUGAAGAAUAGACGAAAAGUGAUAAAGAGUAGUUAGCCAAAAAAAAGAAGAAAAAAUCUGUAAGAGAUUUGGAUUCACAAAUAAAAAUCAAUUAACUGACCAUAAAAA